GUAAUAACCAUGACAUUCUUUCUAUAUAUACAAAGUUAAUGAAGUCCGCAAAGCACUAUUUGAAAUAAUAAAAUGGGAAGUGGUGGUGGUAUUCCGGCAGCACACUUGCUCAGUUCAUCGGCUGCUAAACCCAUUCCUCGUAUAGGCUUUGGCACCGCCGAGUUCCCCUUUUCCGCAUCCGAUGUGAAACAGUCAGUUCUCCAAGCCAUAGAAUCCGGCUACCGGCACUUCGACACGGCCGCCUUAUAUCUGUCGGAGAAGCCCCUCGGCGAUGCCGUCGUGGAAGCGUUGCGCCUCGGACUCAUUCAGUCGCGCGACGACCUCUUCAUCACUUCUAAGCUUUGGUGCACGGAUGCUCAUUGCGAUCGCGUCCUCCCCGCUCUUCGCAAAACUCUCCAAAAUCUUGGAAUGGAGUACGUUGAUCUGUAUCUCAUUCAUUGGCCUGUGAGCCUAAAGCCGGGAGAACAGGAGUUGCCUGUGAAGAAAGAGGAUCUGCUUCCCAUGGAUUUGAGGUCAGUUUGGGCGGCGAUGGAGGAAUGUCAGGAGCUUGGCAUCGCGAAAUCGAUCGGAGUGAGCAAUUUCACAUGCAAGAAGCUACAGGAGUUGCUUUCCGUUGCCAGGAUUCCUCCGGCAGUUAAUCAGGUGGAAAUGAACCCUGUUUGGCAGCAGAAGAAGCUGCGGGAGUACUGUGGGGAUAAGGGUAUCCACAUCACGGCUUACUCGCCGCUGGGUGCCAAAGGGACGCCUUGGGGGAGUAGCCAAGUCAUGGACUGCCAGGUGUUGACAGAAAUUGCCGAGAACAAGGGAAAGACGUUUGCCCAGAUCUGUUUGAGGUGGAUUCAUGAGCAAGGGGUAAGCGUUCUCAUCAAGAGUUUUAAUAAGGAAAGAAUGAAAGAGAACCUGCAGAUAUUUGACUGGAGGCUGAGCCCAGAAGAGUUGGAGAAGAUAAGUCAAAUUCCACAGCGUAGAGGCGGGUCUUUGGGUUCGGCGUUUAUAUCAGAAGAAGGCCCUUACAAGUCUCUCAUGGAGCUUUGGGACGGAGAGCUCUAGUGAGCAACUAUGUUUUUGAAUGGCAUUUGCUCUUUUAUGGUUUCCCUUUAUGGAAAUGGUGAACAAAACAACCUGGAACUUGGAAGCUACUCUUUAUCCCCCCAUAUAUAUUGCAUGCUUUCUAUUUAGCUA
Malania oleifera is the source of this 1182-nucleotide messenger RNA. Its product is annotated as non-functional NADPH-dependent codeinone reductase 2-like. The transcript is spliced from 4 exons. The record is from RefSeq and is a predicted model, not a curated record. Bases 73 to 1050 code for a protein of 325 amino acids. Gene Ontology annotation, molecular function: aldose reductase (NADPH) activity. Lineage: Eukaryota; Viridiplantae; Streptophyta; Magnoliopsida; Santalales; Ximeniaceae. Gene Ontology annotation, cellular component: cytosol.